Molecule: messenger RNA, 3986 nt
Organism: Gorilla gorilla gorilla (western lowland gorilla)
Lineage: Eukaryota; Metazoa; Chordata; Mammalia; Primates; Hominidae
Gene: P2RY13
Product: purinergic receptor P2Y13
Exons: 2
Coding region: 22-1086 (354 amino acids)
Biological process (GO): negative regulation of adenylate cyclase activity; G protein-coupled receptor signaling pathway
Cellular component (GO): membrane
Molecular function (GO): G protein-coupled purinergic nucleotide receptor activity
Source: RefSeq, a predicted model, not a curated record
GCUCAUUUGUAGGCUGAACUAAUGACUGCCGCCAUAAGAAGACAGAGAGAACUGAGUAUCCUCCCAAAGGUGACACUGGAAGCAAUGAACACCACAGUGAUGCAAGGCUUCAACAGAUCUGAGCGGUGCCCCAGAGACACUCGGAUAGUACAGCUGGUACUCCCAGCCCUCUACACAGUGGUUUUCUUGACCGGCAUCCUGCUGAAUACUUUGGCUCUGUGGGUGUUUGUUCACAUCCCCAGCUCCUCCACCUUCAUCAUCUACCUCAAAAACACUUUGGUGGCCGACUUGAUAAUGACACUCAUGCUUCCUUUCAAAAUCCUCUCUGACUCACACCUGGCACCCUGGCAGCUCAGAGCUUUUGUGUGUCGUUUUUCUUCGGUGAUAUUUUAUGAGACUAUGUAUGUGGGCAUCGUGCUAUUAGGGCUCAUAGCCUUUGACAGAUUCCUCAAGAUCAUCAGACCUUUGAGAAAUAUUUUUCUAAAAAAAACUGUUUUUGCAAAAACGGUCUCAAUCUUCAUCUGGUUCUUUUUGUUCUUCAUCUCCCUGCCAAAUAUGAUCUUGAGCAACAAGGAAGCAACACCAUCGUCUGUGAAAAAGUGUGCUUCCUUAAAGGGGCCUCUGGGGCUGAAAUGGCAUCAAAUGGUAAAUAACAUAUGCCAGUUUAUUUUCUGGACUGUUUUUGUCCUAAUGCUUGUGUUUUAUGUGGUUAUUGCAAAAAAAGUAUAUGAUUCUUAUAGAAAGUCCAAAAGUAAGGACAGAAAAAACAACAAAAAGCUGGAAGGCAAAGUAUUUGUUGUCGUGGCUGUCUUCUUUGUGUGUUUUGCUCCAUUUCAUUUUGCCAGAGUUCCAUAUACUCACAGUCAAACCAACAAUAAGACUGACUGUAGACUGCAAAAUCAACUGUUUAUUGCUAAAGAAACAACUCUCUUUUUGGCAGCAACUAACAUUUGUAUGGAUCCCUUAAUAUACAUAUUCUUAUGUAAAAAAUUCACAGAAAAGCUACCAUGUAUGCAAGGGAGAAAGACCACAGCAUCAAGCCAAGAAAAUCAUAGCAGUCAGACAGACAAUAUAACCUUAGGCUGACAAUUGUACAUAGGGUUAACUUCUAUUUAUUGAUGAGACUUCCGUAGAUAAUGUGGAAAUCAAAUUUAACCAAGAAAAAAAGAUUGGAACAAAUGCUCUCUUACAUUUUAUUAUCCUGGUGUACAGAAAAGAUUAUAUAAAAUUUAAAUCCACAUAGAUCUAUUCAUAAGCUGAAUGAACCAUUACUAAGAGAAUGCAACAGGAUACAAACGGCCACUAGAGGUCAUUAUUUCUUUUCUGUUUUUUUUUUUUUUUUUUUUUUUAAUUUCAAGAGCAUUUCACUUUAACAUUUUGGAAAAGACUAAGGAGAAACGUAUAUCCCUACAAACCUCCCCUCCAAAUACCUUCUCACAUUCUUUUCCACAAUUCACACAACACUACUGCUUUUGUGCCCCUUAAAUGUAGAUAUGUGCUGAAAGAAAAAAAAAAAAAAGCCCAACUCUUGAAGUCCACUGCUGAAAACUGCAGCCAGGGGUUGAAAGGGAUGCAGACUUAAAGAGUCUGAGGAACUGAAGUGGGUCAGCAAGACCUCUGAAAUCCUAGGUAAAGGAUAUUCUCCUUACAAUUACAAACAGCCUCUUUCACAUUACAGUAAUAUACCAUAGGAGGCACAAGCACCAUUAUUAAGCCACUUUGCUUACACCUUAAGUGUGUACAAUUCAAGUGUGAGAAUGCUGUGUUAACUAUUCUUUGGAAUUCUCCUUCUGUCCAGCAAAUACUCUAAUGAUGGUUAAACAUGGCACCUACUCAGCAAUGCUUUCCGGGACCACAACCCCUAUGCCCCUGCCCCACCCUCCUCAUUAAAAAUAAAUACUUCUACUGUUUGGGUGUGUGAUAGGGUUCUCAAUGCAGAUCCCCCUUUUCUAGUUAGCUAUAUUCUUGACUGCAUCCGCUAAAAAUGUUAAAGCUUCUUGAGAGACAGACAUGCCAGAUUUUCUUGGUAUCUCCCACAAUACGACCUACAGUCCAUGGUCUACAGAUGUUUUAAAUAGAAUUGCUAUUCUUGAUACAUACAAAGAUGUAAUUGCUGACCCACAAUCAGUAACAUCCAUAUUGGGAGAUUUUUCAAAGGAUGGUGACCCUGCUUGUAUUCAUUUACCUUGGUAUUUUUUCUUGCAUCCUUUUGUGAUUCAAAAAAGUAAAAUGUGGCUUUCUGAAAUGAUGGAUAAGAGUCUACAUCUUCUAGAAAAAAUACACAAAGGAGUAGUUAAGCUCUGUGAAUGUGCCACGAGCUCCAACACGACCAUCAUAAGGUGAAGCCCACGUUUUCUUCCAUGGCCUCAAAGGCCCUAGAACUUGCCUACCUUUCUGGCCUUACCUCCUAGCUACUUAUCCAUCUCUUGAAUUUUAUACUCUUGUAUAAAUUUCUAACUUUCAGAAAAUGCCAUAUUCCGUUUUGGCACCACACAUGUAUAUUUCCUCCUGGUACACUUGGAAGACUCUUAUCCAUCUGUGAAACCCUAUGUUGCCAUCACUUGGUCCAUGAAAUUUACCUGGCCAAUAUCCCACCAUCACCUCAAACCCAAUCACCCCCUCCUCUGUAUGCUGUCACACCUAUAUUAUUAAACUUAUCACAAUGCAUUGUAAUUACUUCCUGACCUUUGUAUCUACUCUUUUAGUAACUGAUGUAUAUAUCUGAAAGGAAAGAUUGUUUCAUUGUGCAAUCAAUAAAUGUUUGAUAAAAUAAAGCCCAUUUGGUUUAUUUUAUGUAUUAGAGAAGCAAAAGGGAAGCCAAUUCUCAUUGAUGUUUUUAUUAUCCAAAGACAAUAUAAAUUUCUUGAAAUGAAAGCUCAAGCUCUGUCCACUCUCCUAUAACAUGUACGUAGGGCCUGAAAAUUGUGGUGCUCCUGGGGUCACUAGUGAAUGAUCAUGACAACAGGAGGAUCAUGGAAUAGCCAAAUCCAAAGUUUGAACGCUAUAGACAAAAUCCUUUAGCUAUGCACUGUUGAUAAUGGUUAAGUAAAAUUUGUAACUGUGAAUAUAACAAACACCUUUAGAAAGUACUCUUGAUGUCUGAUCUUCAUUCUCUCCGAUAAAAGAGUUAAAUAAUCAUUACUAUUAGGGAUGCCACUAAAUCCAUAUUACCUCUACUGAGUACAUUACACAAUCACAAGUAGACUAUAAUCUUGUAAAUAACUGCAUCCAAGCUACCCUUGUUAAACAGCCAGGUAUGUUUGGUGGGGUAACCUAUGUAUUUUGCCUCUAAUGACAUUUUCAAUCUCUACUUAAUGUGGGUACACCUAAAGUAUACAAUUUUUAGGAAAGAUCUUUCAAGAUAAAUUCCGAGACCAAAUCUGUCAUCCAUAAAUACAAAUACUUCAUUCCAUUAUAAUAUUCCACUCAAAGGCAGAGUGCCUGAUCUGUAGAAUAAAAUAAUCUAUUACAUCAAGAACUUGGUGAAGAGGAAUAGUAGAGAGAUCUUAAAAUCACUUUCACAAAAUGAAGAACUUCCUAAACUAGCAAUCACAAAUACUAAGUUCUAAAAUAUUAAAAAAAAAAAAGAUGCUACAAUAUAGUCAUAAAUGAUACACCAAAAAGAAUAAAAGAAAAUAAUAGCUUUGGACUGAUAGAAUAUGUGAGCUCAGAAUACAAAGGCUUUUGUCAAAAGUUAAAAUGUAAUUACUUGUACAAAUAAAUAGGAUAAGAUCUUCCCAAUAACCUUCAAGAAAAGAGAGGGGUUGAAGGGAGUUAAGUUCCCACACACGGAAGAAUUCUUGAGAAACCAAGGAAGACAACUGUAAAGUGGAAAGGAUGAGGCAGAGAAGGAGUGAGAAUUCUCAAUUCAUGUAAGCCAAAAGGUAGAUAAAGUCAUUAUGUCAUAACUUAUAAAACAAUCAUUCAAUCUUAUUAAUCCCAUUAUUUCUUACAUUCCAUAUCCAUUUAAAAGCUUUUGCCUUUCA